Molecule: messenger RNA, 2004 nt
Organism: Cephus cinctus (wheat stem sawfly)
Lineage: Eukaryota; Metazoa; Arthropoda; Insecta; Hymenoptera; Cephidae
Exons: 4
Coding region: 1168-1629 (153 amino acids)
Source: RefSeq, a predicted model, not a curated record
UACGACAACCUACGCGAUCUCCCUUUAUGGUGGACAAACGGCGAAGGUGUGGAGUAGAAUGAAAAAUCUUCAAGGACUUGAAGAAGAACAAACAUGGCCGUAUCGUAUACGGUAUGUGGAACGGCUUCCUUCGCUCCUCUCAGUUGAUACUUCUUCGAAUUUCUCUUUGCAGAAGCUUCUGGUGGCAUCGUUUCUACGAUAGUUGAUUUCGUGGCAGCCAGUUAUCUGCAGUAGCUCAUAACGCAUAUCCGGUAAACAUACCCGAAAGAUAUGAAAAGCAGAAAUACAACUUUUUGCAAACAAUUAACGAGCAACCGGAGCGAAAGUUGCAUUUUCAGAAGGGAUAUCAAUGCACUUUCGAAUUCAACUGUACAGACACCAUACCUAAAUCAGCAAUUAACGUAAUGGUUCAGCCAUUGCAUCGGAAGCUGAUACCACAAAUUUGGAGACUAACGUAAAAUGGCCGAGUAUGCGAAGAAUGCCAAAAAAUAUAGAUAUUAGAAACAAGAUUUUCACCGAUUGGAUAAAUUCAUUUUUCGGACCAACCACUACGGAAGUUCCACAUGAUCCAGUUGGCGAUGACGUCAUACCAAUCACUGUUCAAAACGAAUGAAAAAUUCAUUGAAGCUGAGAUCAAUUAAUAAUGAAAUAUAUACAUAAUGAUAUAUAAAAAAAAAAGGUCGUUCCACUUUCUACUAGAAUUUCAUUAUUUCGCUUAAGGUGGAACGAACUUCUCUAUCUGAAGAAAAUAAAGCACGUUAACCCGUAUGCGCAUAUAUUAUUUCGCGAUAACAUGCACGAAUCAUUGAAUAUUGCGAAUUUUGAGAUACACGUAUCUUAUACGUCAAACCGAAAAUUUAUUACAUGUAUAAAUUUUGCAAACACCCGCGUAUGUUAUGUAUUACGAGAAAUGUCAAAUUUCUGUAAAAUACUACAUUGCCUAAUUUCACAAUGAUAUACACGUAAAGAGGAAGUAGUCUGUCGGAUACUAUUUUAUCACAAUAUUCCAAUGUCUAUACAAAUUAUUCUGGCUUUCCUGAUUAUCAAUGGCCUUGUCAUAAUUAUGUAUCAGCUGAGCUUGUAUAACAAGCUGCUAGAAUUGUAUAUAAGGAACAAGAGUGUAAAUCACACUAUGAGAAUAAACCAACCUAAUCUUCAGAUUUGAGAAUGAAUGUCAAAAUAAUUUUUGUAUUGUGGUGUUUCGUGGAAGCUGGAUUGGCAAAACCAUUUGUCGAGUUAGCAGCUGCCUCAUCAGAAACAUCAGCGACGAACGACACAAUGUUUCCCGUCGUUGACGACGUAAUGGCUAACGUUACGUCGGAUCAAAACGAAGAUCCCGCUAGUGAAGUUUCAAAAGGUUUAACACGGGAUUCGAACUUUGGUCUCCCGUCUUUGCCAUUCAUAUCAUCCAAGGAAGAACCGUCAUCUUCUUCAGGAUUGGUUUUGCCGAAUAUUCCUGGACUUCAAGCAACAUCUUCUGGGCCAGUUAUGCAUCUUGGGAUGUUUCAGUUGCUCUCGAUGCCAAUGCCGAAUAUUGCCGACUUUAUGGGAAUGAUAGGAAAACUGCCCACUUUUAAUUUUCCAAAUUUGACAUUGCCAAAUAUUGGAAGUAAUAAUGUGUCCCCGUGAAAGUAUUUAAAAAAAAUAUAUAUCGUUGAUGAUCACUGUAGCUUCAGUAUUUUUUUAUACGGUAUAAAAUGGUAUCUAGUCAUGAGCAUUUUAUUCGAUAAGAAUUAAUUUAAAGUACAGCACAAGCCAAAAAGGUAUAAAUAACAAAUAAAAUAGAUGUAUAAUAAACCAAAUAACACUUUAAAAUUAAAUAAAAAUCUAUAGAAUUUUUUUAGUGAAACUUGUUAAUAUAUUUUAAUGAAACUAAUUUUUUGGAAAAAAAAUAAGAACUGAUAUUCAUUUGCGCGGUGUUUGUUGGUUACGAAGCGUGGCGAAGAUUCAAAAAAAAAGAGGCUGUGGGCCAACAGACGGUUACCUCAAUAAACCGUUAAUAAA